Messenger RNA from Striga hermonthica, 1959 nucleotides. NCBI's taxonomy places the organism in Eukaryota, Viridiplantae, Streptophyta, Magnoliopsida, Lamiales, Orobanchaceae. The record is from the annotation of a GenBank genome assembly.
AUGGGAAGUGUGCAGAGUACAGAUAAAGCUAAGGAUGGGUUGAGUGCUGAGUCAAAUGACCAGAGGGUGCAGAAAUCUUUAUUAGUUGUGUCUUCUCCGAGCGGGACGUUGAACCUUGAUAUGACUUCUCCUAUGGUUACUGAGACAGGUUCUUUAUCUAAAGAAAUUGUGGCGGCUCAUCAUGUCAUUAGUCCUGGAAUCCAGGAUUGCCCUCCUCCCAUUAUGCUACAGUUCACUGACGAUGGCAGCGGGCAGAAUGCUGUGGCUAUUAACAGUAAAGGGAAAGGAUUAGCAUGCACUGAAUCCAGCAAGCCAAAUCAUAUGUCAUGGAAAAGGCAAGCUAGAGCAGUUGGUAGACUGCAGAGGAACCAGCAGGGGUCAGAAGUGGUUGAGAAGGAAAAGCAGCUGUGUUUUGUGAAGGAGAUCAAGGAUGGGCUUACUACUUUGGUGUUGUCUGACCCUUGGGUUCCUUCUUUGGAUAAUGGCAUCCCUUUAGUUGCUGUUGAUGCUCAAAUAUCUGAAUAUCUGAGAGUUGCUGAUUUAUUAGAAGAUGGAGGCAGAAGUUGGGAUGCAUCUGUUAUUAGGAGAAUAUUUACUUCCCAUUCUGCUGAAGCUAUUCUGAAGAUCAAUAGUAUGGAUCCUGCAAAGAGAGAUAGAUGGAAGUGGUCUGGAGAUCCUAAUGGUUUAUUUUCAGUUUCCUCUGCUUAUGCAAAAGCUAUGGUGAAGAAAAGAUCUGGGAGCACUGGAAAGAUUUGGCACCGAAGGAAGAACUCUGUUGAGAUUGAUAGCAGUAUUUUGGAAAAUGAGCUGAACCAAAAUGUGGUAGCUGAUAAUGCCAAAGAUGGCAAUUUCCUUUCAGUUUCAGAUUCAACUAGUUCAGGUUCCAUUUCACUUCACGUGCCGAACGCAGCUCAAUUUCAGCAGAACACGAGCGAAGAAUGGGCAGCUAUACGUAUCCAAACGGCUUUCAGAGGAUUUUUGGCUAGACGAGCGUUACGUGCUUUAAAAGGAUUGGUGCGACUUCAAGCUCUGGUCAGGGGUCAUGCUGUAAGAAAGCAAGCUGCUAUUACACUCCGUUGUAUGCAAGCUUUGGUAAGAGUUCAGGCUCGUGUCCGAGCUAGGCGUGUUCGUAUGGCAUUAGAGACUCAAACAGCGGAACAGAAACUUCAGCAACAACUUGAGCACGAGGCUCAUGUCAAAGAAAUUGAAGAUGGAUGGUGUGACAGUGCCGGGUCUGUUGAAGAAAUUCAGGCGAAAUUGUUGAAAAGGAAGGAGGCAGCGGCUAAGCGUGAAAGAGCAAUGGCAUAUGCUUUAGCUAACCAGUGGCAGGCGGGGUCAAGGCAGCACACCACACCUGCUGGUUUUGAACCCGAUAAAAGCAGCUGGGGUUGGAACUGGUUAGAAAGGUGGAUGGCUGUCCGGCCCUGGGAAAAUCGCUUUUUAGACACCAACCUUAAUGAUGGUGUGAAAAUUCAUGAGAAUCAACUGGCUGAUGUGAAGAAUGCACCGACAACUAUGCCCAAUUCAACAGGAAAGAGACCCACGUCAAAUAUUGUAAAUGGGAAAGCUCCUCGUUCAUGCAAUAACUCUAAUGAGAAAAAGGCUGCAUCCCAUUCGGAUGGCUGUUCUUCACCACCCAACAAGUCGGCCAAUGUACAGGAGACACCUGGGACAUUGUCUAAAACAGUUCUUGAAGACUUCGCUGAGGAAGCGACCUCAAGGCCCAAUGUUGUCACGAGAUCACAUAGUAAUCCUAAAGAGAGGUCGGCCCUAAUGAAUAAAUCGGGGAAGAAGCGAUUGUCUCUAUCAGGCAGUGGACAAAGUCAUGGGGCUCAAACAGCCAGGCCAAAGCCUACCGUCAAAAGAUCACCCACUGCUCUGAAACCAGAGAAAGACAAAGCACAACCGAACGGGUCUAAUGCAAAGCCUUUAAGUAGCAGCCCGAGAACUGUUCUUUAG